AUGUCCUCAGAGACCACUGAAUUGAACCUUCUCUGCAUGUCCGGCCAGGGUUCCGUGCAGGCCGGCGAAGCAUUGGCCAAGCUUUAUGCCAACCAGGGUUGGUUCGUGUCGGUCAAUGUCUAUCCUGGAACACGCGCCCGCAGCGGCCCAGUGAUCAACUAUGUCAAGAUUUCCGACUCGGAAGCCAUGGCCAGUUGCGCCAACUAUCACCCUUCCGAGGUUAUAGUCUUUCAGGAAGAAUUGCUGCUGACUGCCAAAAACAACACCCACGAGUUGAUUGCCGACGCCAUUGGCCGGAUGAAUCGGGGUACGCUCCUGGUAAAUUCUCCUAAAUCACCUCAGGAAAUCGACCUGCCCUUCAAUCUGGAGGGCGUGGUUGCCACAGUGGAUGCCACCGGCAUUGCCGGGCGAUUGCUCCAGCGCAAUCCGCCUCCCGUUGGCUUAACCCUAUUGGGAGCCUAUGCGCGCAUUACCGAAGCAAUUGACAUGGAUGAACUGCUUUCCAUCAUCAGGGAGACUUUCCCAGGUACUGUUGGCGAACGCAACGCAGAGGCCACCCUCGAAGCAUACGAGACGGUUCAGGCCAUCGGAGGCGUGAAGUUCCAGGUGGACCGGCGGCCCGCUCGAUUGGAGCAUACCCCGGUGGCGGACCUGCCCCAGUAUUAUCAGUUUGACCGUUACGACAAACUGCCGGGGUUCAGCAACGGAAGCCCCUUUGUAUGGCGGGACAAAGUGCCCGUCUGCGAGGACAACAAAUGCAUCUGCCCGGGCGUUUGCAUCAGCGAAGUAAUGUGCCCCGACGGCACCGGUUUCAUCAUUCGCCGAGACUUGCCCCAUCAGGGCUAUCGCAUCGACGUUGACUUCUGCCGUGGCUGUGGCAUUUGCGCCGAGGUCUGCGUUGGUAGCGCCCUCACGAUGGUGGACGAGGACCAGGUCAAGAAGGACAAUCCGGAAUAUACUGACAUCACGGCCGAGCCCCACCGGCCGGAGAUCGCCACCCACCAGCGAAUUCACUUGGACAUCUAG
Geodia barretti is the source of this 1026-nucleotide messenger RNA. Lineage: Eukaryota; Metazoa; Porifera; Demospongiae; Tetractinellida; Geodiidae. The record is from the annotation of a GenBank genome assembly.